This is a messenger RNA of Chiloscyllium plagiosum (whitespotted bambooshark), 8318 nucleotides long. The record is from RefSeq and is a predicted model, not a curated record. Lineage: Eukaryota; Metazoa; Chordata; Chondrichthyes; Orectolobiformes; Hemiscylliidae.
GCGCAGUGAGGUGGCGCCGGCCCGCGGGCAGUGCGCGUGCGCGGUGCCCCGCUCCUGGCUGAGCGGCCGCUGUUGUCCCCCGGCAACCCCACGGCCUGGGCCCCGGGGAUUGUCCGGCCUGGUUCGCCCCGGCUCUCCGUGCACCGAGACUUCCGCUGAGGAUGCAGGAUCUCAGAAGACAAUUAUUGCACACCUCUGGAGCCGGUGGAACUUGGACCCAGACUUCUGUGGUCCAGGGACAGGUACAUUACCACUGCGCUACAAGAAAGCCCCAUAGGGAAUUCACCUUGCUUUCCCCCCUCAUGCAAAACACCUGGACCUGAUUCCACCCCAAAUUGAUCCAAAUGGAUGGUUGUUCCAUGAUGCUUGGAGCCUUGUUACCCAGCCGCAAGUUAGAUUCCAUCCCAGGGGUAUUCAUUGAACUGGAUGCAAAAGAUCUCCUUUCAACUCGUCUUUUUAAAAAAAAACUGAGAGAAUUCUCCCAGGAUCUCGAUGAAAAUGAAAGAACUCUGGGAAUCCGAACUGACAAAUUGAAGCUAUCUCAACAAUGCUUGGUGUUGUUAAAGAAAGAUCACCAUUAAGUUGAAAAGAUGAAAUGGUCGCUAGCUUGGGCCUUUCCACCAGACAGGCUCUGACAGUACUGCAUAACCAGCUCACAGUAAUCCUGGAAGAGCACCAGAAGCAGCAGAGAAAGAAGGGCUCUUGGAAGGAUGUAUGGUUUAAGGGUUUCCUUAACCUGAGUAACCGAUCCUCCAGCUUCCACUGGCCUGGAGCAGCUCUUAUGCUGUUGGCUGCCAUUUUACUGCUGUGUUGCUUUGAAAGCGAACCAAAUGGAAGCCAGGGCACCGCAGUACUGAAUGCUGCAGUGUUGUUCCUACUCCUUUUCCUCAACCUAUACGUGAUUGGGAGACAAGGAAGACUGAAAAGAGGUGAAGUUGUAGCCAGACUCCAAGCAAUCAUCAAUAAACUGAAUGAAGCACUUCUGAGUUGUGAGGAACUGAGAUGGGAAGAUGCAUUGUACCCAGAUCUCUUUAUGCCCUCUGCUCCAUCUUGGUCACUCCACUGGGCCUAUAGAGAUGGACAUUUGAUCAAUCUUCCAGUCUGCUUAUUGGUGGAAGGUGACAUCAUUGCCCUUAGACCUGGCCAGGAGUCUUUUGCUUCUUUAAGAGGAAUUAAGGAUGAUGAGCACAUAGUACUGGAGCCUGGUGAUUUGUUUCCCCCGUUUUCCCCCCCACCUACACCCAGGGGAAAAGGAAAGAAAGGACCUGAGACUCCUCAGCAGCACAGACACUUUAGAGUAGUGAGAACUCCAGUUCUUGAAAAUGUCAGAUUGCUGCUUAUUGGCUGUCACCUGUUGACACUGGUUUCAUUCUGCCCAGAUGUGCAAGAGAGAGAGGAGCAAGGAAUUCAUAUUUAUUUCAGGCGCAGUCUGGAUCUUGCACUGUCUCGGCCUGUCACCGCACUUGACAAUGAGCGGUACACGGUACAGUCAGCAAUGGAGAAAUACACAGUUCCUUUUGUUCUAGCUUUGUUUCUGAUUACAAACGCUGUGCGUUAUGCACUCAAAGCCCCCGGAAUUGGUGAUUGGCAGUUCACUUUCUUCCAGCUUCAGGUGAAUGGGAUUCUGCCUAUCCUUCCGUUGCUCUUCCCUGUGGUGUGGGUACUUGUCACAGCAUACGGAGAGGCAAGAGUCCUCGCUCAAUUCAGCAAGGCUCCUCCAGUUGCUCUGCUGGCAAAAUUCUCCGAGGACACUCUGAGCAGCUACACUGAAGUAGUUUCUUCAAAGGAAAUGAUGUUUUGCAUCUGGAGUCACUUUCUGUCUCUGCUGCGAGGAAGGUCCCUUACCCUCUGCUACACUUCCAGUCUGCUUCAGAACCUGGGUUCUGUUACAGUGCUUUGCUGUGUGGACAAGCAAGGGAUACUGUCGUGGCCUAAUCCCAGUCCAGAAACUGUUUUGUUCUUUAGUGGACGUGUGGAACCACCCCAUGACAGCCUAGAGGACCUGAAGGAUGACUUGUCCAUGAGGUCCUUUCUUCACCCAGAGAUGGAAGAGGAGAAGGAUGAGCCCAAGGAGGCUGACGCUCUGUUGCCCACCACUGGUUUGGAGUUUGUACACAUCACUAAUGAGAUGGGACAGGACAAAGAUGAGAAGACUGAAAGCACUCCACGAUCAAGGAAGCGCAGUGAGAAUCGACGGUGCAAGCACCUGUCAGGUUCCAAUGUCAGCUUCAGCAAAGACACGGAAGGAGGAGAGGAUGAUACAACGCAGGUGAGUGGUAUUGGUGAAGACCUGGGCCUGGAAGCGGAAGAUUACAUCUGUGAUUAUCAUUUAGAAAUGUUGAGCCUAUCACAAGACCAGCAGAACCCAGCUAGUAUUCAGUUUGAUGACUCAAAUUGGCAAUUUCACAUCUCCUCACUGAAACCACUGGGCCUCAAUAUCCUCCUCAACUUGUGCUACUCCACCGUCACUGAGCAGAUGUGCCGCUUCUCCGAUCACCUGUCCAAUAUCGCCCUGCAGGAAACAUCAGGUGCAGCCAUGCCCAUUCACAUUCCUUGGGGGCUCUGUGAAUUAGCCAGACUCAUAGGCUUUACCCCUGGAGCCAAAGAACUGUUCAAGCAAGAGAAUCAUCUGACCAUGUACCAACUUCCGACAGCAGAAACAGUGAAGGAACCAGUGCCACAGAGACUGUUGUAUGUAACCAAGAGGCGACCACCUCUCAGUCACAUGAUGAGCCUUUUUGUGAGAGAUACGUUGACCAAUAGCGUACAGAUGCUGUCUCAUGGCACAGCUGACCUUAUCUUGGAGGCCUGCACAGAUUUUUGGGAUGGAACAGAUAUUUAUCCACUCUCUGGCUCUGACAGGAAAAAAGUGCUUGAUUUUUACCAACGUGCCUGUCUGUCCGGCUAUUGCUCAGCUUUCGCCUAUAAACCAAUGCAUUGCACUCUGUCCUCGGAACUGAAUGGCAAAUGCAUUGAAUUGGUCCAGGUGCCUGGUCAAAAUGCCAUCUUCACUUCCUAUGAUUUACCAGGAACCACACCCAUUAAACAUGGCAGCAGGCGGAACAGCUGGAGCUCUGAUGAAGGAAUAGUGGAAGUGAUGGAGAAGGAAGACUGCAUCCAGGCUUUGAGUGGACAGAUCUUCAUCGGAAUGGUCUCCUCCCAGUAUCAGGCUCGGUCUGACAUAGUCCGGCUAAUCGAUGGGCUUGUCAAUGCAUGCAUCAGGUUCGUCUACUUCUCCCUGGAAGAUGAAUUAAAAAGCAAGGUGUUUGCCGAGAAGAUGGGCUUAGAAACCGGGUGGAACUGCCAUAUUUCUCUGCUACCGUACAGCGGAGGUUCGGAGAUCCCACAGUCUAGCCCAAGCCACACAGGCUCUCUGCAUGACGACCUUCCUCAGGAUUCAAAGGACGAUGCAGAGGGAGCUUUGCUAAUGGAAGAAGAAAGACACUCUGAUCUCAUUAGCUUCCAACCAACGGACAGUGAUGUGCCCAGCUUUCUGGAAGAUCAUAACAGGGCUAAACUGCCGCGAGGGAUCCAUCAGGUGCGGCCUCAUCUCCAGAACAUUGAUAAUGUGCCUUUACUGGUCCCUUUGUUCACAGACUGCACUCAAGACACAAUGUGUGAAAUGAUGAAGAUCAUGCAAGAGUACGGGGAGGUGAUCUGCUGCCUGGGCAGCUCUGCCAACUUCAGGAAUAACUGCCUUUUUCUGCAGAGUGACAUUGGCGUUGCACUGGAUCCACUUUACCCAUCUCGAUGUUCCUGGGAGACCUUUGGCUAUGCCACCAGUGCCAAUGUUUCAUUUGAUUCUGAUGAAUUUACACCUCUGCAAUUAGCUGGCCUCUUGAAUAGCCUGCCCUGUUCCAUUUCCUUUCACCAGGAGGAGAGUAUCAGCAUCAUCAAACUCAUUGAACAGGCUCGGCACACAACAUACGGAAUCAGAAAAUGCUUCCUGUUUUUAUUACAAUGUCAGCUUACAUUAGUCUUCAUUCAGUUUUUGGCCUGUCUGGUUCAGCUGCCUCCACCACUCAGCACCACUGACGUUCUCUGGCUGUCCUGUUUCUGCUACCCAUUGCUGAGUGCUGCACUGUUGGGGAAGCCUCCAGAUAGUUCCGUGAUGACAGUGGCAACAGGAAAGAACUUUGUAUUCAUUCCAAAAAAGACUCAGCAGCACUUUCUAGUGUGCUUCUUCAUCAAGUUCAGCAUCACUAUUUUUGCCUACCUCAUUUGCUUUGGGUUCAUGCUGCAGGAAUUUUGUAAAAAGUCCAACUCCUUCAAUGUUACCAACUGCACAUCUAUAAUGAACAGUUCUGCAGGUGGAGUGCCGAUUUGGUUUGGCAAGUAUUCCAAUGGCUUAUUGCUGGCGCAGAAGGUCAUGGCCUGUUUCAUUGUUCUGCACACAGUAUGCAUUUCCAUCAGCCAUGUUCAUCGGUCCAAAACACUGUGGAGGAAAAGCCCUUUCAGCAACUUAUGGUGGUGUUUCACUCUUCCUGUAGUGAUAGUAGGCCAAAUCAUUCUGGUGGUGGUGGAUUUAAAACUCUGGAAGAAUACGGACACCCUAUUGACAUUUGAUCUACAGGAUAUCCCAUUGAUCUCCUGGCUCAUUGGUUUUCUGUCUGUCAUCCUCGUAAUGUUUGUCAAUGAAGUGGUCAAGUUACAUGAAAUUCGAGUACGAGACCGUUAUCAGAAAAGACAGAAGCUACAGUUUGAAACUAAGCUGGGAAUGAAUUCUCCAUUCUAAAGCUGGGACUGGUGCUAGAGAGCCACAUGGACAACUACAGGAGAGCUCCUCAACUGACUUAGGUCAGGGCGUUCAGUCUGAACUGGACCACCAGGCCCAGAUUACUACUGCAUGGAGACUACAGAAGCUGCCAGUCUUGUGUCAAAUGAAAGAUUUUUGCCAGAACCCCUCAAACAUAUGAACAGGCUCGAAAGAUACAAAAUGCAGUGCUUUAGGAAAUGGUACCUGGAAAUGCACAAGUGAAAAGGAAAAGAACACAAGACUUCUAAAAUUGAUGUACUCUGCUGUAAAGCCUGAUUACCUACCUCCAGUCACUGGAGAGAACAUUACUUUAAUAUGUGCAGUCUCUUUUCACUCUGUCUCUCCGUUGGGCUGUGGAGCCCUGGAGUUGCAUCACAGUGACAGCACGAGGAACUGUUGCUUCAGCGAAGGAUAUAAUGAGUUGUAGCUUCACAGGAAAAUUGCAAAAGCUGCCAAUGAUUUUGUCUUUGCUGGUUUGGGGGAGUUUGAAGCCCCUUACCCCCUAGGCCAGACAGCGUUCACUGAUAUAAUAACAGUGACCUUCACUGUUAAAAGUGUCUUAUAGAGCAGGAGUCGAAACUUUGUCCAACACCAGUUUUUAAAUUUCAUCUCUUCAUGCGAACUACCUCCACCAGUCGUCAGCCAGUGGGCAGUAGGAAGUCCCUUGCAGGCUUGUGGAUUAUUUGUCUGCUGCUUUGAGAUUUUUAUUUUUAAUGAGAGAUCUCUUUAGGUCUGUGGGAGUCAGGGUCUGAAUUUGCAGUGUCAAGCCAAGCUGUGAAUGCGUAAGGUACUGUGUGUGUGUGUGUGUGUAUGUUAGACCAGGCUGUCUGUCUUUUGUUUCAGAGGGAGGGCAUUAACGUUGUGGAUGUUACCUGAAGUAACUGCUGUGUGAUUGUUUGCAGGUGGGGUUGAGUUAAGUGUUUUGUGUCAGUGGUUAUGUAUGUUGGUGUUUAUCUGCUGGGAUUGUUCAGGUGAAGGAGCAGUCCUGUGAAGAGAAUUGGCUGGCCACACAGGUUUGCUCAUCACUAGCUACUGUCACUCCUGUGUGGCAUCAGACUGAUCAAUCAAUUGGCAAAUCCUGUGCUACCUACACAGUAAUCUCCUUAAGUGGAUUGCAGCUCCCUGUCAUACAUCACAUUGAAUUGAUUCUGCAACUUUUAAUUUUUAUGUUCAGCCAAUUUUUUUAAUGGAUUUUCCACAUCCUCCUGAAUGAUACAUGCACUGGCUUUUAAAACACUGCGCAGUUAGCUGUUCAAAGUCUGUGCAAAACACAAAGCACGUUACUAUCGCAGCCUUGUUUGUUGGGCGGUAUCCUUUAAAGGGGAUGUUCACAGUGAGGCUGUCUAUGGGAGGGUCCACACUGAUCCAUAUUCUAGGUUCGUUACAGCCUGAGCUUAAAGUUUUAAAAACAAAGAGAAACUUUUCUACGUUAGUAAAGAAUUGAAAGCCUACCUGAAAUCCGAUUUGCAAUAAAAGCAAUCAUGUUUAAUGUGUAGUAGGUAUCUGGGCCAUCCAGCAUUAAAUCACUAGUCCUGCAAAAUAUUGGGCAUCGUGGGUCAUUGAGGCUAAUGAGAUUUCAAGCACUGGUUUAGUUCCUCGCUGCUGGAGCCCUCCAUCCUGUGAUCAGGCUUUGUUGUAAUUAUGAUCACGUAUGCCUGCUAUUAUUGCCUUUGCCCUCUGACGUCUGUUUACCACUGUCUUAGUUUCUUCAGUUUAAUAUUUAUGUUUCACAAUCCCAAAGAAAAUCAUGUUCACAGUUGUACUGCUGUAUUGAGUAUCAUGCAAGCAACGUCCCCACAAUGUGUGUGACAAAAUGUAGUGUCCACCUCAAUACCUGCAGAUGUUUUGGGCAGCCAAUGUUAAACUGUGUCUCCAUUACCCACGUAGCUGCUUAUGCUGUGCCAUGGAAUCCUAUCUUUCAAGAGUGGCAGGAUUUACCAGUUCAUGACAUGAAAAGCAGUCCAAAUGCAGGAGUUAGCACUAGCGAUCAUGGUGAGCAUGUGGUGUGUGCAUGUAUGUGUCUGAUAUGUAAACCAGUCCAUUUUGGCAGAGAAGGGUGUGUGCUGAUGACAGUCAUAGUUAGGAGGUGGGGACAUUGACCACUCUGUCAAUGUUUGUUUGACAUUGUGCAUUACAGUCAUGCCUUGAGUCCACACUCAAGUAAUGCCACAUGUGCCAAGUCAGAUCGCUUGCAACACUGUUUAAUUCAGUGAUUAAAGUAAUUAUGCUUUCUUUUGAAAAACCACGUUGAAUCUUCAGGAGUGUAUCAUUUCACUCCUGCACUGUGACCUAUGGUUUGGGGUUUUGACUUCUAGGUGCAAAGCCACAGCAUUCUUUAAUCAUGCAGCAUUUGCGGGACAACUCUGUAAGGAUUUAGAUUCAGUAUCUAGUCGGUUAUGCUGCAUUUCAUUUGCAUUCUGAUCACGCCAUUGGAAAUGUUCCCAUUACCUUUGAAGUGCUACUUUUCCCCUUCUGCUCCUGUGUAUGUUUGAGGGGAUGAAGAAAGGCAGGUGUAACCCAACUCUGAUUACCCCAGCUCAGUUUGUUUUACCAUUUCUUAUGACACUGGGGAGAGUCUCUCUUGAUGUCAUCUGUCGUUGCAGAGUUUCCCCAACAGGACAACAGUUGUGUGUGCUGCACCCAAUGGCGCAGCAAGGUUAUACUUAGGUUUCCAGUUUUCAGUCAUUCAUCUUUCAAGGAAAAGGGCUAAUCAUAGGGUUUUAACCAAACUUGAUCCAAAAAUCAGCAGACUUUUUCUGAAGCACUAAAAAAUCAUUCAGGAACUCUUUGGGGUUGUCACUCUGACAGUUUGGUAUUGCCUUGGCAAAGUGGUGAAAGAAUGGCUAACAUCUACUAAUAAAACGUACAAGGGUUGACACUGAGGUGCCCUACUAUCCGCUGUUCCUGUAGGAGACAGCUUGUGCAACGAUGUCCCAGAAAUGUUGUACACCAAGUCCAGAGCUGCCUUUGGGAACCAUUUUCAGUUAUCACAAGAUAUGGAGCUGGUGGGAGAAAGCCGAGACAAACCUCCUGAGAAAGUGUGGGCCUGCUUGGUGAGGUAGUGAGUCAUUCAGGCCAGAAGAUGAGCACUGAGCUUUAGCAGAUUAUUUAGCUGCAUCUAGCAACAGGUUGUUGUCCUUGUGGGCAAUAGGCAGGCCUGUAUCCUUCCGAGUGAGAGACAACGUGUCUCUGCACUGGCUCAGUUGUGCAAGCUGGAAAAUGAUAAAGCCGUUUGUUCAGGGUGGGCUGAGCUGAAAGAUGGAUGUUAGCAGAGAGUCAUUGUCACCAAAAACAUUAGCAGGCAGAUUGAUGUAUCCCUUGAAAGAUAAACUAAAUGAAGUGCCUCCCUAUGACUGAUAUCUCCUGCAAAUUGUCUUACAGCAGUUUGUUUUUAAACUAUGCAAUUAUAUUUGAAUUUGUAGUAUGCUUUGCAUUUACGAAACUACCCCUUAUCACUGCAACAUCUGGACAGACUGUUUCCAACCUGCAUUAAUAAUGUUUUGGAUGACCAGCUUAAGAUGAACACACCCCACAUACCUCCUGUUUACUGUCUCAUUGUCAC